Molecule: messenger RNA, 864 nt
Organism: Saitoella complicata NRRL Y-17804
Lineage: Eukaryota; Fungi; Ascomycota; Saitoellomycetes; Saitoellales; Saitoellaceae
Product: dienelactone hydrolase family protein
Exons: 4
Coding region: 35-823 (262 amino acids)
Molecular function (GO): hydrolase activity
Source: RefSeq, a predicted model, not a curated record
UUUCAAUUGAACGUUCAUAACUGUUAAGCUGAUCAUGAUGUCUGGACAACUGGGAGAUUGCUGUGUUUCAGGUGUCCGUCAUGAAGGCACACCUACUGGCGAAAUCAAAUUCAUCGGCGACGCCCGCUGCUACAUCUCUCGACCAUCCGACGGCAGUACACGCAACUGCUUGCUCUUCCUCCCUGAUGCCUUCGGUAUUGACUUGAUCAACAACCAGCUUCUUGCUGACGACUUCGCCCGUAAUGGACUGUUCACCGUCAUGCCUGACUAUUUCGAGGGUGAUCCUUUCCCAAUGGAGGCUUUGGAGCCUGCAGAAUCCGAGGAGAGACCUUUGAUCGACCGUGUCAAGGGUGCUAUCGCUGAGACCUUGACUAUUCCCAUCUGGCUUGGACGCCAUCCAGAGUCAAAGGUUAGGCCAAUUAUCGACCAAGCGGUCGCUAGUGUGAAAGCAGAAUUCAACUCCUCAAAAAUUCUCGCAGUUGGCUACUGCUUCGGCGGAAAGUACGUCUUCCAACUCGCGAGGGACGGCAUAAUUGCCGGCGGAGCCACAGCUCACCCAAGUCUUGUUACGCUCGACGAUGUCAAGGGUAUUCAGGUCCCUGUAAGCAUUGCCGCUGCCGAGACGGAUGCUAUCUACGUCCCCGAACUCAAAGAGCAGGUUGAAUCUGUCUUGAAGAACAACGGUGCGAAGUUUGAGACGAUCACGUACGAAGGAGUGACGCACGGUUUCGCCGUGCGUUCUGAUAUCACGGUGGAGGAGAAUCGCGUUGCGAAGGAGAAGGCCUUUGCCCAGUUUGUCAAGUUCUUCCAGCCGUUGCUUUAGAUAAUUGUAUCGUAACUCUCCGUCAUAACAAAUUAUGGCAG